CAAGAACACCCAGACGACAACGUGCUAAGAUAUGUAACUCUCCGAGUUGAUUGUCUCCCUUGCCUAGGCCAUGGAAACCUUCCGACAUUGUUGACAUUUAGACAAGCUAUGCCUUGAGCCUAAACUUAUGAUGGAGAAUUCUGGAGCUAAGCCUAAAACAGUGCUUGGGGCAGGGGCAGGGGCAGGUAAUGGUCGGCACACUCAGCCCAGCCAUGGUUCAGCGGCCCUUGGUCAGGUUUCAGGCUUGUCACAGCAGACCUCUGAUAAUGGUCUCAUGCCUCCUGCUGAUGGUCCUGUAGGUCAGCAAAAGGAGACACCAAAUGGAUAUGGACCGAGUGGAACCUCAGCCUUACUACCAUCUCCCAGAAUGCCUGAAAGAAAUAGGAGUAAUAACAACAGGAACAGUUCUCACGGUGGUAGUGGCGAUGGUACCAGCUUGACACGAAGAGGAAGCAUGCCAAACUCUGUUGCAAGAAGUAGGCUUCCACCUAUAGACCACAGAACAGGGCCUCUACAUUUUGAGGCACGGCGCUUUACACCCAGUUCCCAUUUGAAUGAGCCCAAUACACAAAGGCCUUCAAGGAGAGAAAAUGGUGAUCGACAGAUGAAUCGCCACACCCAGCUGUUUGGCCGACCCAUGCUUCGCCAUCGAAGUUUGUCUUCACAAAAUCCAACAUAUUUGCAGAGAGAUAAUGCUGCUGUGGCCCAUGCUGCUGCAUUCUCAGGCAGCAAUGGUCAUUCAAGAACUGAUCCACCUUUAGUGGACUCCACCGACACAAGUAAUGCAACUUCAGCUGUCCCCACUUUCAGGACCAGUAUACAACAGAUUGGAAUAGACAACUCUCUGUCCUCAGAAGAUGAUGAGCCAUCCUCCAAUGACCAGCUGAAUCGCCCAGCAAGUGCUGCUAGCGAUGCAGGAUUCGCCAGGCAACUACUGCAGGAAGAAAUGGAUGCCAUUUUGCGAGCUGAUGAGGAACUGGCAAGAGAGCUGCAUGAUGAUCUGAACUUCAUGUCUCAGCCAUGGUUUAACCAAUACCCUAUUGUUGACCGGGAUCACGGGGCUUUGCUUGAGUCUCCUCCUCACUUGGAUUCACCCACAUCGCCUGUACAAAGCCAUGGAAGGCGGGUUUUGCCUCAUAUUCCAGCAGAACCCCGCAGACGAGGGCCACGGGGAUUGCGGUCAUCUUCAAGAACACAGGAAAGUUCAGGAGCAGAGGGUUCACCAAGAAUGGGUGCAGGCACUCGAAGCUUCCCAUUUCUCUGGGCCUUUAGACCAAGAGGACGUAGAAACCCAGAGCCUGCAACUUCAGGUUCACCUGAGGGGGAAGCAGAACCAAUUGAAGGAUUGCCACCUGACUCGGAGGCCGAUGCUUUUUUCGAUUACAUGCGAGACCCUUCACUUAUGCUGCUGAUGCUGAUGCUGAGGUCACAUGAAACCUAUGAGGGAGGAGUUGACCUGAAUGAUUAUGAGGGUUUGUGGGAUUUAGCCGAGCAGCUAGGUGAAGUGAAGAAACGUGGCCUGACAGAGGAAAAUCUCAAACACAUCCCCACACGGAAGUUCAAAGAGACAGUUGGCAAGAAUGGAGAAGCAGGCGCCACAGCACAAAAUUUUGUCGCAGAGCAGUGCCAGAUAUGUCUGGUAGACUUUGAAGAAGGCGACAGCUUGCGCCAUAUCCCUUGCCAGCAUGAUUUCCACAAAGACUGUAUCGACGAGUGGUUGAAGAGAAAUGCCACUUGCCCAAUCUGUAGAUUUGAAAUCAAGGCUACAAGCUCUUAGUUCAGAGAAAGUUCACCUGUCUUGGCCAACCAUCUCGCUCUGCAUUUUCAGCAGGAGAACUGUGAUCAAGUGGCAUCCUGUCUUUCAUGUUGUUCUCUCACAUGAGAGACUGCCAUGUAGUUCACAUUCAUGAACGUUUUCUUCACUUUUGGCUGGAAUAUCUUGCAUAGUUUGAUUUUUCUGGACCUGUGAUAGAUGCCACUUUUGACUGUCUAUAUAGGCUUGUUAAAGUUAUAGAGUGACUUUUUUUAAUUACAGAGAUGCUGUUCUUUCUUUCCUUCUCAGUAAUUAAAAUUGAUUUUUAUGAUCAUUUUAUGUUCAGUUUGUAAUUUCUUCUUAUUAAUUUAACUCCAUUUAUUCAAAAAUAUUGAUUACCAUAGUAUUUUCCCAAUUUGCAUGUGAAUGUAUGCUGGCAGAGUGUUUUGGAAUUCUUGUGGACAGGUCCAUUUAAUUUCUUAAGACGUAUUUUUUAAAGUACUGAGAGACAUGAACAACUACUACUGUUUACUUAUGGCUGACAUCAGUGUAAAUUCCUCAUGAAAUCUCACAAUUUUUGACUGUGCUUCACUUUUAACAUUCUGAACAAUCUACUGAGUGAACUACAUGUGUAGUAGAAUAAUAAAUAAUAAUAUAGCUUAUUUAUGAUAAAAAAUUCCAUUUAGAACUCCCACUUUGUAAUAGUUUUACAGUGCCCCAGAUCAAUUUUUAUACACAAUUUUUUUUUAUUUAUAAUUUUCAUUUACUUGAUGAUCUAAGUUUUUCUUUUUAUAAAUAUUUAUCAAUAUAUUUCACCCAGCUGACAGAUGUUGAUCAAGAAAAUAGUCCUUUCACAGGUGUAUAGGGAACUAAUUCUGUGAUUUUAUGUUUUUGAAUACUUCUUUGACCCUUGUAAAAUAAGAAAUAGAUUCAAUCUAAUGAGGUGACAGAAAGAGUGAAAAAUAAGGUCAUGCUGAAAUUCACUUGAGUUUAUUACUUUACUCAAGAGACAUUACGAAAGUCAUACAGAAAAAAUUGUAAGAAAGAGUUGCAGAAAUACAGAAAGGGUAAUAUAUUUGUAAUUUUAUUAGAAGUCAACUUUAUUUCAUGUGUAAUCAUAACUGUUAGACUGUUUUAUUUGAAAACAGUUUGUUUUUUCAGUUUCUCAUCUUUAUGAUUCGGGUGAACUGAGAGGUGCUCGACUAAUGUUUAUUAGUAAAGCUCUGGCUUCUGUACCAUAAGAGUAAGCCAUAAUUUGUGGGCAUAUGGCUUUGUGGGUGCUCUGCUUUGAAAUGUACAUACAUAACUCUCCUUCCCUGUCACUGAUUCCAGGCUGAAUGUAAGCAAGCGUGGGGCUGUUUUGUUUUCGUUCAACGGGUUGGUAUUCCUUGGAGCUUGGGUUUUGCUUCUGUACAAGUUGUUAUUCCUUUCUGAUCCUACUGUGAUUGCUCCCUUGACUGCACAUACAGCCAUACUACAUACACAUGCAUGUACAAGAUGCACCAAAUCUUUAAGUACCUGACAUCAACAUUUACAAUGAUGCUGUAUUUAAUGAGUGUACUCUGAAUUAUGAUGUCUGCUGCUUUCCAGUGCCAAGUGCUUAACACAAACAUUUUUGGGGUAAAUAAGACUUUCAGUUUUGUCUGCAUUAAGUCAUAUCAUACACGUAAAAGCAAGAGAGAGAGGGAGAGUGUGCUAGUGCAUGGUUCCACUAAUGUAUAUUAUGCAUGUUUGUUACCUUUUUUUUUUUUUAAUAAUUUUGUGGCUGUCUAACUGUGCAUAUAGUCAUUUACUUAUGCCAAGACAAUUUUUAAGGUAUCAAGAUAUGGAAGAUUUUAGAUGAACCUGAAAUUACUUCAGUUUACAGAAUAAAAUGUUUGAUUCAGUGUGUUUAAAAGACCAGUCUCUAAAGACAGGUCCCAACAAAAUUUGCAUGGUCCCAUUAUUCUUCUACUAUCCCCAUUAUUUAACUUUUUAAAAAUUCAGACUUUGUUGAUAGACCAGUUUGCAGUGAUGUAAAAUGAAUAGUUAAGAGCGAGGUGCUUUUUGCUAUAGUUUUAUUAAUGAAACAUUAGAUGAAAGCAGAUAUAUUGUGCCCAAAGAAUUUAGUUUUUUUGUUGGAUGGUGUCCAUUGUCUCUGUAAUACACUUCCUUAAGUUUGCAUAGUUGCAACUUUUAACUUUUUUUUUUCAGAACUUAAGAAUUUUAUAACCAUCUGCUGACUUUUCUGCAUAUUGUACUUUCCAACUGAAUAAUGUGAUGUUGAUUUAUCUGUCUUCAUAACACCAGAGACACUAAAGCUAAUUUAACAUUAUAAAUGGAAUCAGGAUUUUACAAAAGAAUUAAUCAUUAAACUUCUAGAAAAAAAAAGGUAAAUCUUGUCAGUGGUUAAGCAGUGUGUGUGUGUGUGAACAGUACAGUGAACUGCCAUGUGCCAUGCUGCCAUCAUAUUUUUGAGACUUCAGUGGAAAAUAAUUAAUAAAGUGUUGUGUACAUUAUCUUUGCAACAUCACUUGCCACAUUGACUACAUUGCAUAUUUUUGUGAGCAGUAGAUGCAAAUAAUCUAUUUCAGACAUGGCUCAGGCAUGAACUGGGGCCACUGCUGGUGGAGAUGAUGGAAAACUCUUGCUCUGUGUUACAAUCUCAAAAACUCAUGCAACAUAUCCCAAGAGCAGUACUUUGAAAAAAAAAAAUUGCAAGGUUUGGCAGACAAACCCCCUCCCCUCAAAAAAUCCCACCAGUUCUAGCAACAACCAGCUGGCACUUUCUUAUAUUAUGAAAGAGAUGGUUCACUCAUCGGACAGGUUGAAUGUAAAAUCUGAAAAGAAAGGCCGUAUAGAUAGAAUGUGUUGCAAAAGGGGAGUGCUGCAGGCUGGAAACUUUCCAAAUCUGUGGCCCUAGGGGGGAAAAAACCUCUUCAAAAAAACAACAAAAUGGGCCACACCUGUUAAAGAUGCUUGAUGCAUAUAUCAUUCUGUAUUGUCGUUACCUCUUGAUGUCAUUGGUUUGAUGAUGUGCAGAUGUAUGUGUUUGUCAGGUGCAACCGACGUUUUUAUCUUUAGCCCUUUAAGGAAAGUUAUUUACAUUAUUUCCUAACUUGUCCGACAGUUGAGCCUGUCCACAAUCGUUAAGGAAUUUUAUGUUGAAUACAGUGUGGUCUCCCUUUUAGAUAAGUAGGUCUUGGUCUAUGUUAAACGGCCGUAGAACGACCUGCCAUUCCCAUUCCCACGACUCUAGUCUCUUGUGUUGUUUGUAAUGCGUGGAGUGGCUAGGAUACCGCUCUAUAAAAGCUUACAUAAUUAUGCAUAACUGAGAACCCACACUUCAUUUUCUCAUACUUAGUAUUUUCUGAAGCUGCCAUGUGAUUCCUCAAACUUACCUUUUCCACCUGUACUGCCAGACCAUUUCUUACCAAGCUUCUCGGACAUGGUUUAUGUGCAGGCUUUAGGUCUUGUUUUUGUCUUUCAGUGUGUUCCUCGCCGUUUGUUUGCCGACAUAUAUUGGAUUUCGUCCGUAUGCGUUAUGUACAUGUUGUAUCUCUCUUGCUUUAUUAGUCUUUCUCUUGUAAAGCGCAUUGAGCUUUCUGCUUAGCUAGGGGUGGGCAAACCCGGAUGAGACAACAAGCCUCGUGAUAAUGGAAUGGACAACAAAUGAGCACAUUAUAGUUUUUACUUACCGAAUUUAUUGUUUAAAGUGAAGCUGCUUGAAUUGGCUCGCAAUAAAACUUUAAAACCAUCUUUCCUUUGAAGGCAGCCGCCCCUGCUGCUCUCUAACGACUCAUUAUAUGUCAGCCGUAUUAUUUGUUCUCUUUGUACUUCGUGUUAGAAUGUUAUGGACUGCCCGUUUCUAUCUCUGUUGUACUUGGUAAAUUAAAUUUCAAUCAAAACCUAGGUUUAAUGAAAAAAAAAAAGAAGACAAGUGCACAUCACAUUUUGGCAGACGGGCCGUACUUCGCCCACCCCUGUGCUAACCUCUAAAUAAAUUCCCUUUAUUAAAAUUAUUUGGGUUGGAAUAGGGGGAAGAAGAACAGAUGGCAUAAUUGUAUGUGACGUCAGGUGAUAAGCUUUUUCUCGAACCACAGUUUAUGCUCCCAGGUCAUCUUGCCAAUCAUGUUUGCCACUGCAGAUAGCCGCUCACAAUUGACGUCAAACAUGGAUUCGAGACGCAAACCCUCGACCGAUAAAAUGGUCCAGAAAGUAAGGUCUGGCAGACGUCUCCGACUUUUAAAAUACGCAGUUCUGUAUUUCUGCGAGGGGACAAUCACAGUGACAGAAAAGUCUUCACAAUGAAGUUCAUCAUCAGCCUACAGUGCUUUCUGCUACUGGCCAUCUUUAGAGAGUCGGAGCAGCGCAACUGCUUUUCUAGUCUCUGUCAUCACGGCCUGACGUUUGAGGAGUGCACGAGUGGGGUCUGGGAAUGCCAUUCACAUGAAUUCUGUGAGAUAGCAACAACACAUUCCCAAGAAGGGAGAACGUUGGAGGUCCAAUGCAAGCAUGCAACCCAUGAGCUUCCGGUAUGUGAAGCCCAUGAGGCCCACAACGCCGCCGACUGUACACCAAAUGGUAGCAACAGCUGCACCUGGUGUUGUCAUAGCUCGGACUGUGUCAGACGACUGGUGGCUUUUGUUGAAGCCAAUACUACACCUGAGCCAACCACUACCCCCGAACCAACAACCACACCUGAGCCAUGUGAAGACUCAUACCAGGGUACCUGUGCAGUAGAUUAUGCUGGACGAUGCCGAGAACCAGCAGUCCAGGCACUCUGCGAGAAAUUCUGUAACUUGUGUUAAGUAUUUGAAGAUGGCGAAAAGCAGACACUAUGAGAUUUGAAACUAUGCAGAAACAUAUUCCUUGGAAAAGAUAUAAAAUUUACUGUAAUAAAUUUUUGUUACAAAGA
Molecule: messenger RNA, 6650 nt
Organism: Pomacea canaliculata
Lineage: Eukaryota; Metazoa; Mollusca; Gastropoda; Architaenioglossa; Ampullariidae
Product: probable E3 ubiquitin-protein ligase ZFP1
Exons: 11
Coding region: 128-1777 (549 amino acids)
Source: RefSeq, a predicted model, not a curated record